This is a messenger RNA of Rotaria sp. Silwood2, 3003 nucleotides long. Lineage: Eukaryota; Metazoa; Rotifera; Eurotatoria; Philodinida; Philodinidae. The record is from the annotation of a GenBank genome assembly.
AUGAAACUAUUUUACACAUUAAUACAAUAUUUUUUAUUGAUUUAUUUUUGUUAUUGUCAUGAUCUUCAUCAUGCAGAUCGAGUCAUAGUCAAACAACCCGAAUCAUCUAUGACUAAUGACGCGCCUAAUAAAAAUAUAGAAACUAUAAAUGCUCCAAAAAAUAAUCAUGAAGAUCUACAUGAUCCUAUUGAUGCUCGUUUUCAAGCUAUACAUGAUUUAAAAAAAUUAACUCAUGAAUCUAGUCAAAAUGAUAAUGAACAGCAAAUACAAUCUACAACUCCAUCAUUACAAAAUCAAGCAUCAAUAUCAAUUGAGAACGAUUUAACAUCUUCUUCUUCAUCUAUAAAAGCACAAACUGACCAACAAUUAAAAUUAUCAUCAACAGAAACAUUAUCAAACAGUAAUACAAUAAAACAGAUUCCAAUUUCAAGUGAUAAAUUAAAUCCGAAAAUAAUUCAUAAAGAUGAUCUAUCUUCUGAACAAACAAUCAAUACAGUUCAACAAACUCUAUCAUCAACACAAUCUGAUCAACAAGAGCAAAUAAAACCAAUAUCCAAUCAUAUUUCAUCAUCUACAAAUACACAACAAUCUGCUGCUUCUCAACCAAUAAAUAAUAGUAAUUCUUCAGAUCAACAUUCACAAAUUCCAUUAAAACCAAUUACAAAUGAUGCAUCAACAGUAGAAGAUGAAUCUCAUAUUCCAGUAUCAACAACAUCACAAAUUUUACGUUCAGCAACAUCUAACCUUCAACAAAAUGUACAUAUACAUUCUCAACAUGUUCAAGCAAAUCAACAACCAGAUGAAAAUAUUUUCAUAACAGAUGGUUCUCAAACAGACAGUGUGAUUGUUCAAUCAUACAGCGAUGAACAAAAACAUUCAAAUGAAGCAUUAUUAAAAUCAGAAGAAUCAGAUAUCGAGUUACCUUUACCACCAACAAUAGAUCGUACGAUUGAGAAUGAAACACAAACAAAUGAUAAUAAUAGUGAUACAAAUCAAUAUUUGUCUAAAAUUGAACCAAAAAUUAAUAACAGUCAGAAUUCAAUUUCAUUAACUCCAAAAGUGAACAAUAACAAUACAAUAUUAACAAACAAAAAUCGACAAAUAUGUUGGUAUUUACCGAAAAAAUUCGAAACAAGUAUUGAAUUAAUCGAAAGUCAAAUUUUUCGUUUGAUCAAUAUUUUACCAAAAUUUCUACAAACAAUUUUAUUUGGACAUAGUGAUGAUCGUGAAAUUUUAAUGAAUACAAUAUGGUUUGCAUCGAGUUGUACAAUGUGUUUUUUAUUUAGUUUGAUUUUUCUUGUCACGGGCACAAAUCGUUUAAGACAAACUAAACAUGAAAAACAAAUUCGUGUACAUUGUCAACAACUUCAACAAAAGAAUAAUCGAAUUGAACUUGAACGUGCAACAUUUGAACGAGAAAAUCAAAAAUUAUCGGAUGAUAUAGAUAAAUUAAAAAGUUUACCUGAACAUGAUUCUGAUGAAGAUAUUUUUGCAUUACGUGAAGAAUGUAUUCGCUUUCAAGAAGAUUUAAAAACAGCACAUGCAAAUCAUCUGCUUUUACAACAGGAUAUUGAUUAUAAACAAAAUCUUAUAUUAAAACAUGAGUAUGAUUUACAACGACAAGUAGAAACAAUUACACAUUUAAAUAAUGAGAUCCUUCAACUAAAACAAGAGUUAGAAAAAGAUCGAGGAGCCAUAGUACGUUUACAAUCAAAUGAUAUUUCGUUGGAACGUUUUGAAAGAUCACAAGAAACCAUUCAAGAACUUAAAUCUGAAAUAACUCAAUUAAAACAAGAAAAAUUAAUCCAAAAUAAUCAAUUACAAAAAAUACAAGAACAUGCUAAUCAAUUGGAUAUUGAAAAUAAUGAUUUAACAUUUAGAAUGAAACAAUUAAAAGAUUUAUUUGAACAACAUGAUCAAAUAAUAAAGCAUAUUCAUAAUAAAAUUACCAAAGACAAAACAUUAGAAUUAGAAGAUUUACGUUCAAUAUUAACAGAAAAUUCUUCAAAGAAUAAUCAACAUGUUAUAUCAACAAUUGAUAAUGAUAUAAAAAAAUCAAAUCAACAUAUACGAGAUUUACAUCAUGAAAUUGAUAUAAAAACUUGUCGUAUAAAAGAACUUGAUUUAUUAUUUAAACAGGAAAAAGAUCGUUGUAAAGAAAUUGAAACUAAACUUAAAGUUAUAUUAGAAUUACGUGAGCAUGAUACUCAUUUACAUAUACGUCAAUUAGGACAAACAGAUGCUGAAUUACGUAAAGCAAGAACAGAUACUGAACGUAUUCGUAUUUUACAACAACACCUUGAAUUUAAACAACAACAAUUAGAUGAUGUACAAAAAGCUCUUUCAACUGAGCAAAUUAAAUUUAAUGAAGAAUGUAGUAAAUUACAACAUGAAACACAUGAAAAAUGGAUGGAUGUCAAACGUUUAACACGAGAACUUGAAGCUUCAAAAAAAGAAUGCGAAAGUCUACGAAAACAAAUUACUAAAUAUGCAAAGAAUACACGUUCUUCACAAGAAAAAACUACAAAUAAACCAGUAUCACAACAUAUGAGAAAUAGUGGAGAACUAGACUCACAACAUAGUUCACCAAUUCAUUAUCAACAAGAUGAAAAACCCAUUGAUUAUCAACAUAAUAAUUCUGGUGGUACUAGUCCAACCGAAAUGUUCAUACAUAGACCAACUCUGUUUAAUAUGCCUCGACCUCCAUUUUUUCCACCACCAUUUAUGAUGCAUCCAAGAUUUCCAAUGACACCUGUUGGUCCACAUGGAAUUAUGUCACCUAUUUCACAUUUGAUUACUAAUGGGAGUGAUACAAAUAAUUCCGAAAUCAUUGAUUCAUCAAACAUAACUCCAAAUUCAACGAGUUAUGAUAUGGAAUCGAAUGAAAUUGCUGUAUCACCUUUACCUGAUGACGAACAUCAAACAAAAACAAAAAAACCAAAGAAAUCAUUAAAAAAAAAGACAAAAACAUCAGGAACAGCAGUUAUCAAAGAAGAUAUAUAA